AUGCACUCGGGGCUCACCGGCUUCACCGGCGACUCGAUUUCGCCAUUGGGAGCAGUCACUUUGCCUAUAACCUUGGGAGUUCCACCAAGAUCGAAGACGGUGAUGUCCACCUUCUUAGUGGUCGACCUCCCCACUGCAUACAACGCCAUCCUCGGCCGCCCAACCCUCAACAAAAUCAGGGCCGUCGUCUCCACUUAUCACCAAACGGUGAAGUUCUCGACCCACGCUGAGGCCGGGGAAGUCUGGGGAAGCCCCCGUGAGACCAAGCAAUGUUACUUGACAACAGUCUCACUGCACAAAAGGGCGAGGACCGAGCAACCCCCGGGGGACCCUAGGGAAAUGAAGAAGCCGACCCCACAUCCUGAGCCAACGGCGCCCACUUGCGACGUACCGCUAAUGAAGGAUCGGCUAGACCGAACGAUCAGGAUUGGGUCGGAACUCCCCGAGCAAGAGCGGGAGCAACUCGUCGGCUUCCUACAGGAGAAUGCCGACGUCUUUGCUUGGUCGCCCUCCGACAUGACGGGCGUCGACCUGAAGACUGUUGGGAAAUCUUGGGACUGCUACCCCCUCCCAAGGAUUGACCAGUUCGUCGACGCGACCGCCGGGCAUGCUCGCCUUUCGUUUAUGGACGCCUUCUCCGGCUACAACCAGAUCAGAAUGGCGCCCGAGGAUCAAGAGGACACGGCCUUCCUCACCGACAGGGGGGCAUAUUUUUACAAGGUUAUGUCAUUCGGCUUGAAAAACACAGGCGCCACGUAUCAGAGAAUCGUGAACAAGAUGUUCGCCCAGCAGAUCGGGCUGAACAUCGAAGUCUACGUCGACGAUAUGAUCAUGAAGAGCCGCGCGACAGCAGACCACCUGACCGAUUUGGCUGAAACGUUCGCCACCUUGCGAAGAUACGGCCUGCGACUCAACCAUGAUGUGGUAUGCGUUCCUCCUGGUUAG
Musa acuminata subsp. malaccensis (wild Malaysian banana) is the source of this 945-nucleotide messenger RNA. The record is from RefSeq and is a predicted model, not a curated record. NCBI's taxonomy places the organism in Eukaryota, Viridiplantae, Streptophyta, Magnoliopsida, Zingiberales, Musaceae.